GUGCAGUGUUGAUGAACUUGCAGACUUUGUUUUCUCAGAAAAAUAAGCUUUAAACGGAGCUUCACUCCUGACAUCUUUCGUCCUCUUUCUGCAUCUGCAUACAUACAUACAUACACACACUCUUGUAUCUAUAUAUGUGUGUACUGUGUCUGCAUACUUGACUACAAAAGCCAAGCCAGUCAUCAAUACAAAGGACAGUACCACUUCACACCCACCACACCUGCUCUCUCUCUCUCUCUCUCUAAAUAUAUACCACCACUUUCUCUCUCUAAAACCCCACUCCAUUUCCAUUUCUCUCUAGAUAAGAUAUUCUGUUCAAAAGAGAGUUCCAUCCUUCUGUUUGAUUGACUUGUUUUGAUUUGAUUUGAUUUCAUGUGUUGGUAGAAGCAUAGUAUGAAAUUAACUGAAUAUGGAGGUGGAUGAAAUUGAGAUCCAAACACAAGUAUCCAAAUUCCAGAGGGUUCCUUCUAACGGUAGCACUACAACUACUGAUAAUUCCACAAAUCCUCGAAGAGUAGCAUCUUAUAGACCCAAUUUAGAGCUACAACACCAAGAAAACCAUAUCAGUGUUGCGAGACUCUCCGGAUGGCCGUCGUCACGGAUCGUUAGGGUUUCAAGGGCGUCCGGAGGAAAAGACAGACACAGCAAGGUGUUGACAUCUAAAGGACUCAGAGACCGCCGUGUACGACUGUCGGUGAACACAGCUAUCCAGUUUUAUGAUCUGCAGGACCGAUUAGGUUUUGAUCAGCCGAGUAAGGCGGUGGAGUGGCUGCUGAAAGCCGCUGCGAGUUCGAUCGAUGAGCUUCCGUCACUGGAUCCACCAUUUCUCGGCGAGAAGAAACCGGAAACGGAGCAGGUGAAGUCGCCGGAGUGUAGUAGUACUUCGAGUAAGGGUUCCGGUCUCUCGCUGUCUCGAUCUGAGAAUCGAGCUGAGAAUCGAGACAAAGCGAGAGACCGAGCCAGAGAAAUGACUUGUCGUAAAAAGGAAAAGGAAAUGGAGAUUGAUUCUACAAGAGUUAUGGUGAAUGGUUUUCGAGAAAACUCAUCCUUCACGGAUCUUCUCACCGGCGGGAUUAAUAUUAACUCCAGAUCUAAUAUGGAUUAUAUCUUCAACCGGUCUACUCAAUCUUCUCCCCAGGUAAUCCAAAUGCCACAAUUCAACAUCACCACCGGAGAAAAUAAUAAUAAUAAUAAUAAUAAUAAUAAUAAUAAUAUUAAUAAUAAUAACCACCACCACCACCAGCAGCAGCCACAGCACCAGUUCUCUUUCUUGCAAGACAGCUUUGUACCGGCAACAACCGGUGGUGGAGAAUGUUACAACUUAAAUUUUGCAAUGACGUCAUCCUCAGCAACCGGUGGUGGUGUUAUUGCACCGGGUGGUUUCAGUAGGGGGACCCUUCAGUCCAAUUUGCAGUCUUCUUCUUCUCUUUUGCCACACCAUAUCCAGAGGUACCAAUCAGAUGGAUCAACGUCGACAAAUCUUCCGUUUUUCAUCGUUCCGAACACGGCGGUUGAGCAUUACCCGGUCACCGGGGGUUACUACGGAGGAGAUGGCGGUGGUGGACGGCGGUUGGAUCAGAAAGAAAAGUCGAAGAACUGAGAGUUGCAUCAAUGGGUUGUUGAUCCCCAUCUUAAUCUCUGGUAAUGAAGAUGGAGAAAUCAGAUUUCAGGGUGUGAAAAUGUGAUAAAACUUUCUAUCAUGACAACUUAUAACUGUGUAGGUUAUUUGCAGUUGCAUUGGCAAUGAUUGUUCUGGAGGAAGUCAAACAUUUUUCUUCCUUUACUUUGUAUUUUGAAACUUUUAAUUGCCUUCAAUGCAAUGGUUUGUUUGUGUGUUGUGAGAUUUUUCUUA
Messenger RNA from Helianthus annuus (common sunflower), 1852 nucleotides. RefSeq names its product transcription factor TCP2. Bases 410 to 1600 code for a protein of 396 amino acids. Gene Ontology annotation, molecular function: DNA-binding transcription factor activity; sequence-specific DNA binding. The transcript is spliced from 2 exons. Gene Ontology annotation, cellular component: nucleus. Lineage: Eukaryota; Viridiplantae; Streptophyta; Magnoliopsida; Asterales; Asteraceae. The record is from RefSeq and is a predicted model, not a curated record. Gene Ontology annotation, biological process: regulation of secondary shoot formation.